Molecule: messenger RNA, 2819 nt
Organism: Triticum aestivum (bread wheat)
Lineage: Eukaryota; Viridiplantae; Streptophyta; Magnoliopsida; Poales; Poaceae
Exons: 6
Coding region: 258-2819 (853 amino acids)
Source: RefSeq, a predicted model, not a curated record
GAGACUACUACCCCUCAAAAAAAACGAGACUACUGAUUCCGAGAGGAAAUAGAUCGAUCCCUCCCGUCUCUUCGUUUCUCGCAUCUGAGCGGCGCAGGGAGUUGCAGGGGAGACGGCGAGCGAAGGAUCUGGGCGACCGGAGGCUGCCGGCUGGCCGAAGGCGAGCGAGGGGCGCAAUCUACUCGUCCCCUCCUUCCUCUCCUUCGGCAAUUCCUUCGUGCCUUCCAGGACUUUGGCAACGUAACGAGUUUGCUUCUAUGCAAGGUUAUACAUUUAGGCUCAACUUGCCCAGGCUCCAUAAAAUUUCUGGCUCCGCCACUGUCAUGGACACAACUUCCGUCCAGCUCAGCGUGCCGCCGUCCGACGCCAUGGAGGCAGCCGGCGUCGGCAAGUGCCUAUUUCCCGCGCUCACGGCGCUCGACCUCUGCGGCUACUACAUCGAAGACGGCCUUGCCACCCUUCUCCCCCACUGCCCGCGCCUGCGAGUGCUCCGGUACGCCGCCCAGUACCAUCCCGACUACGAGGACUACGCCAUCACCGUCCACUCGUCGACGCUGCGCGAGCUCGUAGUGGAGGAAAGUGGGGUGAAUUUUGUAUGCCGCAUCGACAUCGCGGUGCCCGCGCUCAAGCAGCUCACCGUGUACUUCGAGGCCCGCGAGGACCUCACCGUGUCCGUACUGGCGCCGAUGGCGGAGAAGGUCUCAUGUCGCUGCCGUUAUGGUGGCGGCUGGUUUACAGGGUUUGGGUGUUGGGAAAUUGAGAAGGUGAGCUUAUUCUCGCCGUCACCAUCACCGGCCCCGACGGCACAGACACGGCGACCUACGCUGCUGCGCAUUGAUGCUUGCAAAGGGGAUGACUGGUUAUUUACAGCCGACGAUUACCCGGCCGAUCACUUAGAGCAAGAGUUAGAGAAGCAUCUGCAGCAGCAGGUUGCCGCCGACUUGUCCGCCAUUGAUUUGGAGCUGCAUCUCACGUCUCUAGGCCACGUCUAUGGAGCAUUCGUGUUGCUUCUCCUCGGGACGCGUCCGGUUCGCACCUUCAAGCUUGCGCUACUCAUGCCUGAAUGCAAGUUUUUUAUCCACAUUGCAGAAAUGAGGGUGCUGAGAAAUGUUGAAGAUGUUGGUGGGGAAAAUCUGACGGGAAAACUAAGCUUGGCGCCUGUGGAAACUUUGUGGAACGAAUGGGAGAUCCACUGCCUGGUGCUCACGAGCUUGGCAUUGCAAUUCCUCCUCUUCCUCGCAGCAGGGAUGCGAAGGCGUAGCACAUCGUGCAUCCUCGGCGCCGUCCUGUGGCUCGCCUACCUGUUAGCCGACUCUGUGGCUGUCUUCGUCCUUGGCCACCUCGCCGUCCGCGUGAGCGGACCACAACACGAGCUCAUCGCCUUCUGGGCACCAUUCCUGCUCGUCCACCUGGGCGGACAGGACACCAUCACCGCCCUGUCCAUGCAGGACAAUGAGUUGUGGAAUCGUCACCUCCUAGGCCUCGUCUCCCAGGUGGCAGUGGCCGGCUAUGUCGUGUCCAAGCCGUCUUGGACAGAUAAGCGGCUGUUGGCUGCCACCGUGCUCGUCUUCCUCUCUGGGAGCUUCAAGUAUGCUGUCCGCACUUGCUGCCUUUACAUAGCCAGGCCAGCACAAAUCAGGGGUGCAUCCAUGCGUAUUUUGUCAGACACACUAACGAUGCUGAAGGAUGCCACGGAAGAUGUAGGACAUGCGCCCACACUCCUGAGAACACAGAGAGAUUUACUUAGGUUUUGGAAUGCCAAAUUUGAUUUGAUGCUGGGUAAAUCUGACAAGAGGGGUUUUCUUUUGGAGAAGGAAAUAUAUCAAGAUGCCAAGGAAAUCAUGUCGGUGGACGCUCCUCCAAAUAACAAGGAGAGCGUUUUACUUCGGGAUGAUCUGCCAAACAUGCUAGAGAAGUUUCAAUCAACCUCAUGCCUCCAUCAGCCAUAUGACUAUGUUGGCAGAAAUUUGGUAAAAUGUUAUGAGAGGUUCUACACAAAAAUGCCACUUCUACGUUUCUUCCACACGGUCGGUGCCGAACUUAUUUUAACCGUAUACUGUAGCAAUUUAGGUAUUGGAAAAUUCAUUAUUUUUUCGACUAUUAUGAUUAUCUGGUUGAUAGUUAUCCUACUCCAAAAUUUUCCUAUCCCGAUAGCCCUAGUGCUCUUCACCAUGGCUGAAAAGGGGAACCAAAUCCAUAAUAGAGCUGAUGUUACUGUGUCCUACAUAUUGCUCAUAGGAGCCAUAAUCCUAGACGUGUCCUCUGCCUCCAUGUCCAUUCUUUCCUUCGUGGGAUCCAACAUUUGUAGAGGUAGGAUUAAAAUCAUGGUCUUGAGUGUGGCCAACUACAUUCAGCCAACAUGUUACAAAAGACAGUGGUCCGAGGAGUUAGCGCAAUACAGCAUGGUUAAGAGGUACGCCACAGGAGAUGCUAGAGGCAUGCCAUAUGUGCGGCAAUGGAUUGGCAAGCGUUUAAUAGCUUGCGGUGUCGAACUAUUGGAUCCAAGCAUGACACACACACAUGUCACCGAAGAUCUCAAGGGGUUUGUCCUCAACAAAUUGGUACAGUUUGGAAUUAAAAAACAGUACAAUUUUGCCGAUUUCCGUGGCCAGCUAGCACUUCAAGAGUGGAGGAAGAAUGGUCCAGGGACGGAGGCUCUGUAUUAUAGCAUCAACGAGGUGAAGGAUUUCCCCACAAGCAUCCUAAUCUGGCAUAUUGCAACAGACAUUUGCUACUACUCUGGAAGCAGCUGCACGGCCAACACAGAAUGUGAUAGGUCGAAGAAGAAGAAGAAAUUGAGCAGAGAGCUGUCAAAUUAG